AUGGACCCUCCUAGUCACCUUCCCGGGGGCAACCUCAAGCUUGAAAGCCCCUUCAAAGUCAUGGGGGCAGGGGGCGAGCUGGGCAUGGAGGCCACACCUGUCCUGUCCUGUUCCCUGGAGUCUUCCUCUGAGGCUGGCAGGAGCAUGGACAUGAGAAGUCUCAGUGUUGACCCUACUUUCCAGGUUAUCAACCUUCUGUGGAGUGAUCCCAGGGGCAGAAAGGGUUGUUACCCAAACACCAGCAGAGGAGGAGGCUGCUAUUUUGGGCCAGAUGUUACCAACAAGAUCCUUAACAAACACCACCUGAAGUUUCUCAUUCGGUCUCAUGAAUGUAAGCCUGAUGGAUAUGAAAUCUGCCAUGAUGGAAAGGUCAUUACUGUGUUCUCUGCUUCUAAUUACUACGAAGAAGGCAGCAAUCGAGGAGCUUAUAUCAGACUGAGUUCUGGUAUGGCCCCUCGGUUUUUUCAGUAUCAAGUGACUAAAUCAACAUGUGCAACACCUCUUUACCAAAGGGUAAAUAUUAUUGAAAGUAGUGCCAUCAGGAUAUUAAAAGAGAGAGUAAUUUCACGGAAAACUGACCUUGUUCGUGCAUUCCAUCUCCAAGACCGUAAUAAAUCAGGUAAACUUUCUAUGAGCCAGUGGGCUUUUUCCAUGGAGAACAUUUUGGGUUUAAAUUUGCCAUGGAGAAUCCUGAGUAUGCAUCUGGUGAAAACUGACCGCAAUGGUGAUGUCGAAUACAUGUCCACCUUCCAGGAUAUUCACAUUCCGAAACCCAUAAAGGAGGUUAAAUCUACCUUGAUUGAAACUCUGUAUAGAUAUCGAUCUGACCUACAAAUCAUCUUUAACGUCAUUGACUCUGAUGAGUCAGGCAUGAUCUCCAUGGAUGAAUUUCAUGCCAUGUGGAAACUUUUUGGUAAUCAUUACAGAGUCCAUAUUGAUGACUUUCAAAUUGAUGGUCUCGCCGAGAGAAUGGACUUAAACAAAGAUGGGUGCAUCGACUUCAAUGAGUUUUUAAAGGCAUUCUAUGUGGUGCAUAAAUUUGACAAGGCAAUGUCGGAUACCAGGCUUAAUUGAUAAGAAUUAGGACUUUUCUUACUUAUUAGCUGCUGCACCCAGAUGAUGCACACCAUCUUCUAGGACUCUUGGAACUCAUAGUCAACGAGUCAAUGAUAGAGAAAAGCAGACCACAACCACACUAUAGGAAGAUGCACAGUGUGGCCAUUAAGCAUUCCUACUAAGUUGUUACUGGAAGGACUAGGUUAAAUGUCAACUAUAAAAUUCAACUCCAAUAUUAGAAUACCUGCCUACCAAUUAGCAGGUAGAAGAAAUUGGGCUUAAAUGUAGUGUUAAACUCUUGAAUUCAACCUAACCAGAGACAAGAACAUCUUGGAAACAUCAAAAGAAACCUAUAGAACACCAAGGAAUAAAUGUAGCAUCUUUAAGAGGCUGAGGGGUGGGAGAUGAAAAUCCCAUUAAUGGAAUAAAAUCUUCCCAUCUUUAAA
Messenger RNA from Erinaceus europaeus (western European hedgehog), 1502 nucleotides. RefSeq names its product protein phosphatase with EF-hand domain 1 (gene PPEF1). Gene Ontology annotation, cellular component: cytosol; nucleus. The transcript has 8 exons. Gene Ontology annotation, molecular function: protein serine/threonine phosphatase activity; calcium ion binding. Bases 1 to 1074 code for a protein of 357 amino acids. Lineage: Eukaryota; Metazoa; Chordata; Mammalia; Eulipotyphla; Erinaceidae. The record is from RefSeq and is a predicted model, not a curated record.